CUCUCUGGGAUGUUCAGCAGAGGCGCACAAGGAGAUUAAGUCAGCGCGAUAUUUUCUUUUCUGCAACAAACCUAGUCCUUUUUGCGCAAACCAAUCCGAUCGACAGAUUUGAUACAAUGCAGAAUUCUGUAUGCUGUUGAUAUUUUUUUACCUGGUAUGGCUAAUUUCGGGGCUAUAGUUCUGUACUUGCUGCAUUUUUUCGUUUAUUUCAGCAACGGGCAGCCACAUGCGCGCGAGCGGGUCGGACCAUGGACUCAAAGGAUUCAGUGGGAAAACAACGGUCGCGUGUACAGUUUAUUGAGCACGGGUUCCCAAUAUCGGCCACCGGAGCAGACAAGAAGGCCCUCCCGCGUGUACCUGAGCGCUAAACGUGAAAGCACCGGGCACCUUCUGUCUGUUCCGCCGUUAAGUCCUUCUCGAGGUAGAGAUUUGAAUUUAGGAGCUGCUGAACCCAGUGUGACUGGUUCUAACGUUGUGGGUCCUAAAAGAGUCCAGCCAAGUAUAUCCGAUUCUAAUGCCGUAGUUUUGGGGGUUGAUCCUGGGCAGUAUAUAAUCGCCACUCGCAGCGCAUCGGUCGCGAGGCGCCGCAGUCACCCUCUCACUUCGCCACAGCGCGAAGAAGCAGAUGAGUCCCCUGUUGCCGUUCAGGUUGCGUUCGGCACUGUCUCCAGUAGGAAUUUCACGGCAGCAGAGGCGGCUGUAGAAUUCUCGGGAGACACGCACGCUCGGGAUCGUGAUAGUGCUCUCGCGCUGGGCAGGACCACUCCGACAGUGGGCAGUGAUGAGAAGCAGGAACGAGUAGGCAGACGGGCAACUGUUCCCGGGGGAUCUAGAUCGGCAUUCCGUGACAGUAAAGAAGAUAGGAACUCACUGGCAAAUCCGUUGCAAGUUUCUGCACCAGUUAGAGCACUGAGGGACGAUAUAUCUCGGAAUGGCACUGGCAGUAGCAACACUGCAUUAUCUGUACAGGAGGGAGAGCGCGAUCCACUCGACUCUUCAAAAAAUCACAGAAACACGGUUUUCUACAACGUUUAUGAGAAUAACAGAAGAACUCCGGCGCGGACACACCGUCUGCCUGGCUCCGGGCACGGCGCCGGGUACUACCAUCAUGGACUGCCGGACCUCGUUCCCGAUCCUUACUACAUCCAAGCGUCCACUUACAUUCAGCGCGUGCAGAUGUACGCGCUCAGGUGCGCAGCGGAGGAAAACUGUCUAGCCAGGUCUGCAUACCGGCCUGGGGUCAGUGACCUGGAGUACCGGGUUCUGCUCAGGUUCCCUCAGAGAGUUAAAAACCAGGGAACAGCUGACUUCCUGCCACUCAAACCCCAACACCUGUGGGAGUGGCACAGCUGUCACCAACAUUACCACAGCAUGGACGCCUUCAGUGACUAUGACCUGCUGGAGGAGUCCUCCGGCCGUAAGGUGGCCGAGGGGCACAAAGCCAGCUUCUGCCUGGAGGACACGGCCUGUGACCCAGGCACUCGCCGGAGAUACGCCUGCACCUCCCACACACAGGGAUUAAGUCCUGGUUGCUAUGAUAUCUACCAUGCCAACAUUGACUGUCAGUGGAUCGACAUCACUGAUGUGCCACCUGGAAGCUACAUACUUCAGGUCACAGUGAACCCCAGUUUCCAGGUGCAGGAGGCAGAUUAUUCCAACAACGUGGUGAGGUGUCAGAUCACCUACACAGGUGCAUUUGUGCAAACGCACAACUGCAGGAUAACACGGUGAGGAAUUUGAAACAUCCUGAUAAGCUGUAAGACUCUCAGCUCUGCCAUCCUCCACGCUGGUGAGGAGCUGGAGUCCUUUCCUCACCAGUCCUGCAUGCUCCAUACUGCCUGAACUUCAGGACUUUGAUCAUUAUUAGUUCUUUUGUUUUUUAAUAGUGUGUAUGUAUUUAUGCUGCAUAUUAAUUUCGCUACCGUAAUAAAGAGAAGAGCUGUGUGAGAGGUUAAUGCUGAAUGACUGUGGACUGUGAUAUUCUUUGCCUCAGUGCAACAUAACACUUCCCCUCAAGCUCUUUUCUUUUCUAUGUCUGAUUAGCUGCUCAGUUUCUGUCAUUUCUUACUGGUACUACCUGAUUUAAUAAAGGCAGAUAUUCCUUGUUUUGUUGCCUUUAAAGCAUUUUGAGAGUAUUGGAAUUAACAAAGAAAGUUACUGUGGUAGAAUAUUUUUAAAAUUUACAUGUGAAAAAAUUAUGCCUGGGUGUAUUAGAGUGUAGUAGAGGUCAAACUCAGAACUGAAUGAUUCCCAAAACAUUCUGAACAACUGUUUCAUAGGGAUGUAUAUCUGUGCAUGUGUGCUGUAAGGAUGUAAAAAAAUAAUUUCUUUACACACCAAACUGAAGCCAUGAAUUAUGUGACAGUCACUAUUCAUAAUGUUAAACAGUCAUUUAAUCCUUUAAUGUAAAUCCCUUUUGGAGUAUCUUUGUUUUUCUGUGUUUUUUAUACAUGUAAUAUAUUGACCUGAUUUGUAGAACGAAAGAUGGCUGGUUUUCUAUCACUGAUUUCACAAUAAAAAUGAAGGCAAAU
Messenger RNA from Anguilla rostrata (American eel), 2531 nucleotides. RefSeq names its product protein-lysine 6-oxidase-like. Gene Ontology annotation, biological process: collagen fibril organization; peptidyl-lysine oxidation. NCBI's taxonomy places the organism in Eukaryota, Metazoa, Chordata, Actinopteri, Anguilliformes, Anguillidae. The transcript has 7 exons. Gene Ontology annotation, molecular function: copper ion binding; protein-lysine 6-oxidase activity. Bases 157 to 1731 code for a protein of 524 amino acids. The record is from RefSeq and is a predicted model, not a curated record.